GUUUUCUCCAGCCAGUUCUACCAUGUCCUCACUUAGCGCACUUGAAGUGGAGUGGUCGAAAGACCCUGUAAAUGCUCGCAACUGGGCAUUUCCAAAGAAGAUAUACAACACAGCUGUUCCCUCUCUACUCAGCUUCCUCAUUUCAUUCGGAGUUGCAAUCUACACUCCUUCCCAUGCCAAAGUCCAGGAAUAUUUCCAGACCACCACGACCAUGUCCCUCCUGCCCUUCAGUCUAUACGUCUAUGGCCUCGCAUUUGGUCCUAUGAUCUCAGCGCCAAUAAGUGAGGUCUUUGGCCGCCGCCUUAUCUACCUACUCAUGUCACCAGUAUCCCUAUUAUUUAUACUCGGAGCCGGAUUCGCCAACAACCUUGCCACUCUGCUCAUUUGUCGCUUCUUCGCAGGACUCAUGGGUGCCUCACCUCUGGCUGUUGGUGCAGGAACAAUCAUGGACAUCUGGGGUUCUGGUCAGCCUUCCUCCCGCGCCGUAAUCAUAUUCAUAUCCACCGCAUUCCUAGGGCCGGCGUUCGGGUCCCUAGUCGGGGGGUUCGUCGCCGAGUACAAGAGCUGGCGCUGGUCACAGUGGACGACCUUGUUCCUGGGGGCUGCAGUGUGGACAUUUGGCCUCUUUGCUCAAGAAACGUACGCAAGCCCUCUUAUUCGAAGGAAGGCGAAGAAGCUGGGCUUGCCAUUACCACCACAGCCUAUACCCAGUGGCAUCGCAGGUAUACAAUUCCUUCUCACAGCUACGAUCACCCGGCCACUGCACAUGCUCGUGUGCGAACCGGCUGUGGGUUUGUUCUCGCUCUACGCAUCCUUCACUUUCUCUGUGCUCUUCUGCUUCCUUGCUUCAUUCCCUCUCGUCUAUGGGUCUGCCUAUGGUUUCUCCUCUGGACAAGGCGGGCUGGUCUUUAUCGGAAUUGCUGUUGGAUUAAUUCUCGGUGCAACCAUAUUAAUUCUCAUAGACCAGCUUGUCCACAAACGAUACCAGACUACAUGCUCAUAUAACAACACCCCUCAGCCCCCAGAAGUACGUCUGUAUGGUGCAAUGGUGGGAAGCCUCCUAAUGCCGAUUGCUCUAUUCUUUUUUGCGUGGACUGCGCGUCCUGGUGUCCACUGGAUGGCCUCAGUAAUAGCGACAGCACUCUUUGGUUGUGCAAAUAUUCUCAUAUUCGCAUCUUGUGUUCUCUACCUAACAACAGUAUACGGCGCCCGCUAUGGUGCUUCAGCGCUGGCUGCCAAUGGGUUCCUUCGUUAUACACUUGGAGGCUCGUUUCCUCUCUUCACAAUUGCGAUGUACAACAAUCUUGGUCACAGCUGGGCCGGCAGUUUGCUUGGAUUUCUAGGAGUACUAUUUGCGCCACUUCCUUGGAUCUUCUUUAGAUAUGGCGAUAGGAUUCGAAAAAGUAGUGGAUAUAUCCAUCCCUGA
Aspergillus versicolor CBS 583.65 is the source of this 1426-nucleotide messenger RNA. Its product is annotated as MFS transporter. The transcript has 4 exons. The coding region runs from base 23 to 1426 and encodes 467 amino acids. Gene Ontology annotation, molecular function: spermidine transmembrane transporter activity; spermine transmembrane transporter activity. Gene Ontology annotation, cellular component: membrane. Gene Ontology annotation, biological process: transmembrane transport; spermidine transport; spermine transport. Lineage: Eukaryota; Fungi; Ascomycota; Eurotiomycetes; Eurotiales; Aspergillaceae. The record is from RefSeq and is a predicted model, not a curated record.